UUAGUUACAGCGCGUCCAGUGUCGGGUUUGUUUUUGCGUCUUGGGAAAUUUGCAACAGCUUGGCUCUUAACAAUGGCAUGGAAGCGACCGGAAAACGUACCGUACCCCGCGGUAUGGCACACCUUUCAGGCCAAGGACACGGACGGUGAUCGAUUGGUGACGUAUCGCGUACAGGAUCUUCCGGAGGAACGUUCCGAGGAAGCGGUUCUACACAUGCUGGAGCAUUUCGUGUACGACGAACCGACGUGCCGAGCGAAAAACAUUGUUAACGACCAACGGAGCAUGGAAGAAAUAGCCGGACUGUGGCGCGAGUUUGUCAAACUACGGAUGAUACUGGUGUGCUUCAAGGAGGGCAGCGAUGAGUUUGCCGGAAUGAACAUGCUGUACGUCGCGCGGAAAGAUGACAAGGAAGAGUAUCAUUGCAAAGGUGAUGUCUGGCGAUGCAUAUACGACCUUGUCGAUUACAGCAUUAAGCAAGCGAACAUUUACGAGCGGUACGGCGUUAACGAGUACCUCGGAGCCAUGGGUUUGUCGGUUGCCCCGAAGUACCGUGGACGGGGUAUUGCAACUGAGAUCCUGCGUGCGCGGAUACCUCUUUGCAAGGCUGUGGGCCUGCCACUUACGUCCACCUGUUUCACGGCUAUAGGAUCGCAGGUGGCUGCCGCCAAGGCAGGUUUCGAGGAAACGCACGUCGUAUCGUACGAGGACAUGGCAGGAGUCGACGAUCGCUUCGUAUUUCCGAAUAUUACCACCAAGUACGUGAAAUGUAUGUCCAAACGGGUCGAAUGAUGCCCACCAGGUAGAGUUCAGGCUCACAGGUGUUAUUGGUACGAAUAUGAUCUACGGCGAUUCAAGCAGGAUUAUAUGUUCGUAAAAGAUAGCCAAGGAGCCGUUGUCCGUUUAAUGCAAAUGUACUAUACAUUAUUUAUAAUUUCGUUUUCAUGUGUUCACAUUUAUCCGAUGUGAGCCUUUAUGAAUGGUGAUUAGCAACUACACAACUGUUCGUCGAUGUUUAAUGCAAAGCAACAAUAAAAGUUUGUUAACGACAGAUUUUGAAUUAUUGAA
Messenger RNA from Anopheles nili, 1065 nucleotides. RefSeq lists its product as uncharacterized. NCBI's taxonomy places the organism in Eukaryota, Metazoa, Arthropoda, Insecta, Diptera, Culicidae. Gene Ontology annotation, molecular function: N-acetyltransferase activity. The record is from RefSeq and is a predicted model, not a curated record. The transcript is spliced from 3 exons. The coding region runs from base 73 to 789 and encodes 238 amino acids.